AUGCAAAACGGCAGCCCCAACGGCCCAUCACCCCAAGAUGAACUCUUAACGCCGGUACCUGAUUCUCCACGUCGCGAAGAUUCGGUCUUGCAAAAUCCGCCCGAUUCUGGCCCCUACGACUCGAUCCCUUCCGACCCGAAAGACGAGCCGAAAGAUGACGAAGCUACACACGAUCUAGACGGCCCUCCAUCUAAGAAGCGGAGACUCACAGACACGACUCCGUCGCGCCGCUCGACUCCCCGACAAUCCUCGCCGCCAUGGAAGAAGCCCGGGAUAGAAGGACCAACCUCAUUCGUUGUUGAGGGUCGACGCCGAUCAGGGCGGCAGAACGCGCUCCCUCUGGAUCUGCAGCCUCAGUCCGAUAAGCGACAGACACGCGCGGCGCAACAAACAUAUGUGACCAAGAACUCUCGCAGCGCGAAACCAGCUACGUCCUCACCGUUGGCUGUGACGCAGUCGCGUGCCGGUCUCAACGGUAAGCUUGGUGGCAAAGCAGCUGUCAAUGGGUCACCUCGGACUGGUUCCACCAAGGGCGUCGCCAGUAAACAACAAAAGGUCUCGCAAUCACCAAUGCCUAAACCAACACGCGCGCGAGCGGGAUCUCGGAGCUCCGGUAUCUCGCAGCGCCCUCGUCCCAGUCUGAACGGCACCAGUCCACGUCAGCUUCGCGAUCGUCCAUCCCUUUCGAAUACCUCCCCUACGGCUGCCGGCGGCUUGGAUGAUACCAAUGGAAAUGUUGAGGAGGUGGAAGGUUCACAGGUUGUCCCGCGGCUCCGAAUCAAAGUGAAGAAGCCAAUUCUUCCAAUCCGACAUCCAGGACACGUGUCUGGCAAGAAAUAUGACUCUUUCAGAGAAUGGUUGGAUCGCGAGGAUGCUCCAAACCUCCUGUCAUCGGAAGAGGCUUUGGAGGAGGCCCUGCGGCGUCGUGAAGUCUUGAAUGCAGUUAAGCCUGGUGGCCCAUUGAGCGAGGAGGUUUGCUCGGCAUAUAUUACAGACCAGCAGGAGGAACCCCCGCCUCAGUAUUCGCACCAGGACCAUCUGGUGAACCACGCAUUAUACUUUCAGAAGCUUCUGGAGAAGGAACAAAAGCGCCAUCGGCAAACGGCUAAGCUAUUUGCGCAAUGGUGUGCCGACGCUUAUCGAAAACGCCAUAAGAACCCGGAGGACAUUAUUCGUGAGCAGCAAGAGGAAGUCCGUGGGAAGCGCAAGCAGCUGGCCAAGGAUCUCCAGAAGAUGUUUGAUUUAGCACGCGCCGAGAUUGACCGCGCCCGGCUGGCCCGUUGGGAAGAAGAGCGCAAGGUGCAGGACCAGCAGGCUCUUGACCGGGCCAUUAGGAAGUCCACGAUGCUUUUCGAGAAGCGCCGAUCUGAAAUCCUAGGCGAGGUUCCCAGCGAUGCUCCAGCUACGAGCGACGAUGAAGGUGACGUGGACUCUGCAUCGGACUCUUCCGGGGAAGAUGACGAAAGUAACAUGUCCGACUCGGAAGCUGAAUCUGACGAUGAAGCCAAUGUCGAUGCUGAUGCUUCUUUAACCGCCGAGGAGCUUCGAUUGAAGUACGCCAAUCUACCCGUCGAGGACACGGACCAGAUGUCCGUGACUUCAGGAGCCACAGAUCCCAAUGCAAGUGAAGCCGUGCCAGACGAAGCUGAUUCCCAGGCAGUUUCUGGGGAUGCUCAGUUAGACGACGUCGAUUCUGUGUUGAUGGAUGAUAGCGAUGAAUCUACCGACAUGGACGAUGAUAUGGGUGACAGUGACGGCGAUGAAGAAGAAGGAUCGAGCGAGGAAGAAUCGGAGGAAGAAGGCGGUGGAUCUGGCUUGCUCGGCUUCUUUUCGUCCAAAGAUGCUGCUGUGCCUGAAGGCAAAGGGGAAGAGGAGGACGACGAAACCUUCGAUGUCGAGAAGUACCAAGAAGUGAAAUCACCAGAAGCUGAGGAGAUUGGUGUCGAGGAUCCCGAUGAGGUUUCCCUUGUUCCUAAUGGGAUGACACUCGACGAUGGAAUCUCAGCCGAGGGCACACCUUUAGAAGUUGUCGAAGCCUCCGAAGAAACUCCUGCUGGCACUGACGACGCAUCCAUGAUCGACACGCUCAUUGAGGAUGGACCUAUGGAGCCCACUGCUGUUCCAGAAGCCACGGAGCUGACUGAGGAUGUUGUCCUGUCGGAGUCCGUUGAUGUCGAGUCCACACAUGACAUGCGACUCAGUGGAGAGGUAUCCAGCGAGGCCUCUCCCGGAACCUUCGCCACCAAACCAUCUGAACCCGAAUCUGUCUCAUCGUACGAGCCUGCAAUCGAAAAGGCACUGCAGACCAGCCAUUCUCCUGCCCCCGGCUUAAAAACCCCAAUUCCGCAUCUCCUGCGCGGUACUUUGCGUGAGUACCAACAUUACGGUCUGGAUUGGUUGGCUGGCCUCUACCACAACCAUAUCAACGGCAUCCUGGCUGAUGAGAUGGGUCUUGGUAAAACCAUCCAAACAAUUGCCCUGCUUGCACAUCUUGCUGUAAACCAUGGUGUCUGGGGUCCCCAUCUGGUUGUUGUCCCCACCAGUGUCAUGCUCAACUGGGAGAUGGAGUUUAAGAAAUGGUGCCCGGGUUUCAAAAUUAUGACAUACUACGGCAAUCAAGAGGAGCGGAAGUUGAAGCGAAAGGGCUGGACUGAUGACAACGCAUGGAACGUGCUGAUCACUUCGUACCAACUGGUUCUGCAAGAUCAGCAGUCCUUGAAGCGAAAAGACUGGCAUUAUAUGGUUCUGGAUGAAGCGCAUAACAUCAAGAACUUCCGGUCGCAGAGAUGGCAGGCUCUUCUCACGUUUAAGACUCGCGCGAGGCUGCUUCUAACAGGGACACCGCUUCAGAACAAUUUGACCGAAUUGUGGUCUCUCCUGUUCUUCCUGAUGCCCUCCGAUGGCCCCGGUACCGGCGUUGAAGGGUUCGCGGAUUUGAGGGACUUUUCUGAGUGGUUCCGGCGGCCGGUGGAACAAAUUCUCGAGCAUGGAAGGGAGACAAUGGACGAUGAAGCCAAGCAGGUGGUCACCAAGCUUCACACUGUUCUCCGUCCCUAUCUCUUGCGUCGAAUGAAGGCCGAUGUCGAGAAACAGAUGCCCGGCAAGUACGAGCAUGUCGUUUACUGUCGACUGUCCAAGCGCCAGCGCUUCCUAUACGACGGUUUCAUGUCGAUGGCCCAGACGAAAGAGACCCUUGCCUCUGGCAACUUCCUCUCUAUCAUCCACUGCCUCAUGCAGCUCCGCAAGGUCUGCAACCACCCAGAUCUCUUCGAAACAAGACCUAUUUCCACCUCCUUCGCAAUGCCCCGGUCCGUGGCUCUUGAAUACGGAGUGAAGGAGAGCCUUGUCCGGCGUCGGUUGCUGUUUGAUCACCCUCUUACCAAGGUUGACCUUGAUUUCCUCAACUUGGCUCCCGUGUCCAGGGAGGAUAUCUCGCGACGACUCGCCGAUGACGGUAUCCGCCUGAUGGCAUUUGGACCGUUCAAAGCCCUUCGUGAACGUCAAUACCAGCGAACCAACUGGAAGAUGGAGUUUGACGGGUCCAGCAUGGAGAACAUCCUGGAGUCCCUAGAAAACGCAGCCCGGAAGAGGAGAAUGGCCGAACUGGAGCGAUGUCUUUACUUUGAGUCCAAACGCCACGGUCGCCGGCCUGUGUACGGCAGCAGCUUGAUCGAAUUCCUAAGAGCUGGGACCAAGGAGCACGCCCUCGCCAAUGCCCCCUUGAGGAAACGCAACAUGGCUGACUGGCUAUCGAGUCGGUCGUCAGUCCUUGCGUCGAUGAUCCUGACCGUUGAGGAACGUUCCCGCGACAUGGAUGGCUACGUACAGCACUUUGCCUGCGUCACCCCUGCUGUCGUCGCCGCUGGCAUGACGGAAGCUGCGUUGACACCCGUUGAGACACGACUUUUGACCAACACCUCCAAAGACCAGCCGUAUGAUCCCUUCCAUGAAGCGCGGAUGCGCUUGUCUAUCGCGUUCCCGGACAAGAGACUGCUGCAAUACGACUGUGGCAAACUGCAGCGCCUAGACAAGUUGCUACGGGACCUCAAAGCGGGCGGCCAUCGAGCCCUGAUCUUCACACAGAUGACGAAGAUGCUCGAUAUCCUGGAGCAGUUCCUCAACAUCCACGGACACCGCUACCUACGUCUCGACGGAACUACAAAGGUCGAGUCGCGACAGAUGUUGACCGAGCGUUUCAACAGCGACCCUCGUAUCCUAGCCUUCAUCCUGUCCAGUCGAUCGGGCGGUCUUGGUAUCAACCUCACGGGUGCCGACACAGUCAUCUUCUAUGAUCUGGACUGGAAUCCCGCCAUGGACAAGCAGUGUCAAGACCGUUGCCAUCGUAUCGGGCAAACGCGCGACGUCCACAUCUACCGCUUCGUGUCCGAGUAUACCAUCGAGUCCAACAUCCUCCGCAAGGCCAAUCAGAAACGCAUGCUGGAUGACGUGAUUAUUCAGGAGGGCGAGUUCACCACGGACUACUUCACAAAGUUGGACACGCAGGGCUUGGCCGAAAGUGACGAGCGAGAUGGUCACGACGAAGCCAGCGCAGCCAUGGAUCGGGUCCUCGGUAACCGUGUCACCACCGGGACCCGUGCCUUCGAGCAGGCCGAAGAUAAGGAGGAUAUCGAUGCGGCCAAAAAUGCGCAGAAGGAGCUGGAGCACGCCGACGAUGGCGACUUCGAGGACCGCAGUGCCUCACAUGGCACGCCCGCCCAGGUCGGCACACCACUGGCCGGGGCCGGGCCCGACGAUGGUACGCCCGCUCUUGGCAUCGGUAGUGAGCCCCAGCCUAGUCACAUCGAUGACUACUUGCUUCGUUUCAUGGAAUGGAACAUGCGAAACGAGCCCCUGGUUCUACCCCGGGACAAAAGCAAGAAAAAGUCCAAAAAGGGCAAGGAGCAUCACCUCAAACGGCGGCGCUGA
Penicillium cinerascens is the source of this 4926-nucleotide messenger RNA. It is a transcript of the gene swr1, whose product is annotated as putative SNF2 family helicase/ATPase (Swr1). Gene Ontology annotation, molecular function: histone binding; ATP hydrolysis activity; ATP binding. Gene Ontology annotation, cellular component: Swr1 complex. Lineage: Eukaryota; Fungi; Ascomycota; Eurotiomycetes; Eurotiales; Aspergillaceae. The record is from RefSeq and is a predicted model, not a curated record. Bases 1 to 4926 code for a protein of 1641 amino acids. The transcript has a single exon.